AUGCAUCGAUUUUAUACGCCGGAUCCACGUUGUUUGGUAACAGCAAAGUCUGUCCCGGUGUGUGAGCGUCGUGCGUGGAGCAGUUCUGCGCGUCGAGGUCGGAGAGAGCCGGAUUCCUGGGAGACUUGUGGCCGCCGACAGCUGCAACUGAACGUGCAGGGCUGCAAGAAAGAUCCCUGGAGACAGAGUGGGGUUACCAGACUUUCUAGACAUUCCAGACCUCUUGAAACUAAAUCAAUGAUCCUGGACUAUGUGGAUAUACAACAACAUGAGAGGUUGCCAGUUUGUUCUACGCAGGCUGGAAAAAGAGCUGAUAUCAAUACCCUGAGGAAGCAUCUGGGCCAUACCAGGCGUUUGGCAUCAGCAAUUAAGCGAGGCCAGUGCUACUUCCACCUCCUGCAGAAAGAGGACCAGGAGAAGAAGGAGGAGGAGGAGAGGCAGUGGAUGAGGAGGGAGGAGCAGUGGAGAUCAGAGCCACGACCUCCCAGUUUCUCCUCUGACUCUGACAGCGAUUCAGAGGGGUGGCUUCUGCCUUCAGGAACCAGCUGGUCAGCUGCGACUGUAGCACGGCCGCGCAGGAAGAAAAUCCAGUCAGCGCGACCUUUCACCCCCGUCCAUCACUCUCUCAGCUCCCCUCUGCUGAGUGAAGCACUGAGGAAGCUCAUCUACCGCCAGCUCUGCUGUCUGAGUUGGCUGCUUGAGGCCUUGACUCUGGAUCACUCAGGCAGGGUGGCCCCCCUCACCGCCUGCUGGGAACCCAGAGACCCUGGCCGAGGCAGUACCACAAGAAAGAUGCUGAAAAAAGAAAGAGUCAUUGAGAACAAAUGGGAGCAGUUUGUUUCAUCCAAGCCUUGGAGAGCUCGACCCCGGCGACCUGGCAGCUCUUCAGCUCGCCUCCACACACACAGGAAGUCUUCCUUCAUGAGCGUGGCCUCCCUCUCUGCCGUCACCGCCACCACUGUGGGCAGCAGCAGUGUGUCCUCUCUGCAGCGCGCCGUUGGGGAGGACACAGAGUCUUCAGGAACAGCACAGGAGACAGACCGAUCUCCCUCCGACUAUCUUUGUACACUGUCAGAUGUCCACCAGAAUGGCAAGCAAGAGAGCCAAAGCUCAAAAACCAGCAAUUGGACCCCACCCGAGUGUAACACACAGCCGUCGUCUCAGAAGACAGGUGACCGAACCGACUCUAAGACCGCAAAGAGCUUUCCAGCCAAGAGCCACCUCAUCAACGACAAAGCCAUCAAGCUACGAGAUAUAAAAACUGCCUUUAAGGAAAGAGUGGAGGAGAUAUCUCAGAGCUACGCUGACGUCCUGGAGCUCAAAGCUAGGGAGAGAUUAAACAGCGGCCUCCAGAGGUAUCGAGCCCAGGGUCACGUGACCAAAUCCCAGGGCCUUCCUCGCCAUGUGGCCUGCUUGUCCAAAGAGCCAGAAGCCCCAGACAACAAGAAUAAAAACAAGCACAGCAACAAUAUGUGGCUGUCCUCUCUGCUGAGCGGCCUGCCAGGGGAGGUGUGCAGGGAGCGUGCGGUGAGCCGGGUGCUGGAGAGGCUGACUGGUUUUGCAGAGCAGCAGAGCCUCAGGGUUCGACCUCAGGUCCUGCUGAAGGUGCUGGGGGGUCUGGAGCCGUGGGAGCUCUGUCUGCCUGAGCUGUGUGUGGCCGUCCAGAUAGCCACAGAGCACGUGGUCCAGAUGCCAAGGGAGGAGUACAACACCUGGCUGUGUUCAAGGGUCACUCUGCCCCCACAGUACCACCGUGCCCCUCAAACACUAGGUGACCCACACUCAUUAAGACCAGGAGGAAGCCUACAGGCAAGGACAAAAAAAAUAGGCACACCUAGUUUGGUCAAAUUAAAUGUUGGCAAAAGGUUAAAAGAGCCUUAAUGAGCCUUACAAGUAAUGGGUCUAUUAGAUUAGGAACUAUUUGAUUAAAGGCACUAUCAUUUAAAAAUGCUUCCUAUCGACGGUGAUCCUACAGACCAGGUCAAAGUUGUGUCAGAAUAAAUAAUAAAAAGGUAGUUAGGCUUAUCCAAUUGUACAUAUUUUGUUCUGACCGAGAAUAGUUAAAAUCUUAAAUCAUUUUGGUAAACAUUUUCAUUUGUGCACAUUGAGCAUUAACAAAUGUGACCUUUUCUUUUAGAUUUGCAUAUAAUAACUCCAUAAUCAUAUACACACUUUACUCUGCCUGAUGCAAUACUU
Messenger RNA from Eleginops maclovinus (Patagonian blennie), 2196 nucleotides. RefSeq names its product coiled-coil domain-containing protein 60-like. NCBI's taxonomy places the organism in Eukaryota, Metazoa, Chordata, Actinopteri, Perciformes, Eleginopidae. The record is from RefSeq and is a predicted model, not a curated record. Bases 1 to 1881 code for a protein of 626 amino acids. The transcript has 13 exons.